This is a messenger RNA of Chaetomium strumarium, 1601 nucleotides long. Its product is annotated as peroxisomal membrane anchor protein conserved region-domain-containing protein. The record is from RefSeq and is a predicted model, not a curated record. NCBI's taxonomy places the organism in Eukaryota, Fungi, Ascomycota, Sordariomycetes, Sordariales, Chaetomiaceae. The transcript is spliced from 3 exons. Gene Ontology annotation, cellular component: peroxisomal membrane; peroxisomal importomer complex. Bases 126 to 1178 code for a protein of 350 amino acids. Gene Ontology annotation, molecular function: signaling receptor binding. Gene Ontology annotation, biological process: protein import into peroxisome matrix, docking.
CGCCAUCCCAUUUUCCAGCCUCUUGUCAUCAGCCAUUCUGGUCACGCCUGUGCAGCUCCCUUUCUUGAAGCUGAUCAGAUAUCUCAAUCGUUUUGCCGAAGCACAUUGGGGUCGUACUAUUUCGAAUGGCCAUCCGUGAGGAUCUGGUCGCGUCGGCGGCCAAGUUCCUACUAGACCCUUCCGUCGCCUCGUCUCCGAUCGAGAAGAAAGUUGCUUUCCUCCAGGCGAAAAACCUCACGCAAGAAGAGAUCAACGCUGCUCUCUCGCGAGUGGGCUCCGAGACCGCUCCUGUGCAAUCAUACCCACCCCAGACGACGUCCGCCGUCGCGCAACAACCGCCCUACUACGGACAGUAUCCGCCACAGUAUCCUCCUUAUGGGUGGCAGCAACCACCGCCUCAGCCAGUUCCACGGCGGGAUUGGAGAGACUGGUUCAUUAUGGCGACGGUGGUCAGCGGGGUGUCGUAUGGCCUUUACACUCUGGGGAAGCGCUAUGUCUACCCCCUAAUCGCGCCACCUACACCAGAACGGCUCGAGCAAGACAAAAAGUCCAUCGACGAGCAGUUCGAGAAAACGUUCGCUCUUGUCGACCAGCUCGCCAAAGACACGGAAGCUCUCAAGGCCGCAGAGAAGGAACGCACCGAGAGGUUAGACACGGCCCUUAAUGAGCUCGAGACGGUCAUUGCCGACCUUAAGUCGGCCAACCGACGACGCGACGAAGAGGCACAGCGGGUCAGGGACGACGUGCAGAACCUCAAGGACUCGAUCCCACGGGCGCUCAGCAGCCAGAAGGACCUGACCGACACCAGACUACGGGAGGUCAACGCCGAGCUCAAGAGCUUGAAGACACUCAUCACACAGCGCAUGAACCCGACCGCGACGUCAACGAGCGUCAGCAACUACCUGCGCCCGGGCGCCAGCGGCAAUGCGACGCCUAGCAGCCCUGCCGCUACCCCGGCGCCAGCUGAGAACGCGGCCGCCACCGAGACCAGGGAGGAGCCGAAGCCAGCGCAGCAGGACUACCUCUCCAAUGCCAACCGCAGCUCGCCCUUCAGCAGUGGGAUGCAAGCCAAGGCAUCAAUCCCCUCGUGGCAAUUGAUGGCCUCCCAGGGCGCGGGGUCAACCAGCUCGUCUGCUGCUAAUGGCACGGACACUGGAAGCGGCAGCGAGACGCAGUAAACCUGGAGUAACGCAUGAGUGAGUGUGGGUGUCGCACUGUGGAGCGGGACUAGAGUGAUACAUUUCGGAUAUCAAGCGUUUGCUGGAUUUAUUUAAUGUACACUACGCAAGUCACGGGCUCUAGGGAAGCCGAGCUGUAUGAAACAUGUGUCUCUUGAUCGUUGGGGCUAGCCGGUAUGCAGGCAGGUCGGAUGCUCUUCAAGUGGUUUGAAUUAAGAUGUUUGCCGAACGAACGAGGUUGCUCCGCGUCGCGAGUUGUUCGCUUCCCGGCAGAAUGAGGCUCUCAUCUGUGAUGAUUUAAACGGAAUGGGCGGGGAUAGGCAUCAUUGAUAGUAAUAGUGUAGUAGCCCAAACCCCUGUUGCUUUACAGUAUCCUCUCCAAUCGCAUCUCCUUCAUUCCUAGCCAGCAGCCAGGAUUUUAGG